UCUUCUACUUUCCUAUUGUUUACAAUGAAUAAAGAACCUCAACAUUUCGUAAUAAGAAUAUUAAGUCUAACUAAAAGAAGAUGUUUAGAAUCAAAAUAUACAAAGAUUUUUACACUUCUUGUUAUAUUAUCAACAUUACUAUGCAUCAUACUAGAAGCUGUCAUUGUAUUUUCACAUAUCCAAGUUUAUCAACAAUUACUUGUUAAUAAAGCAAUACAAGAUAUACCGAGUAAUGCAGUUGAUCCAGAUAAAAAGAUAGCUUCAAAUGAUCCCUCUGCCAAAUUAUUAUUGAUUUCUUUAGGCUUAAGAAGACUCAAAAAUGAAAAUAUCUUUUUUAUUUUAUUUUCUUUAUUUCAACUUGUAUUAGGAUUUGAUGCAAUUCUUAGACAAAAUGUAAUUCAAUUGAUAGCACAUACAGUAGAUCAAGUUUUAUUAGUCGUAUUUGCAGCAAUUCAAGUAGGAGGAACGAUUCGCAAACAAUUGAAUGUAAAAGAAGAUAUUCCACCACCUGAAAAUCCUCAAAUAACUUGGAAUUUUAACUUUACUUUAAGUCAUGAAAUUGGGCUCGUUUCAGUCAUGUUUAUAUUCUCUUUUCUAUUCAUUUAUAUAUGUUACAAGUUAUAUAAACAAUUUGACUGGAAUAUUUAUAAAAGAAUUGGUGCAGAUAUUAAACUACAAGCUCGAUUUAGACGAGCAGAGCUUUAUUUUUUAAAUUUAAAAUUGGAUGCCUUUUUCCAUUUUGUCCUUUGUGUAUUUUAUACAGUAGUCAUGACUCAAGAAAAAUAUUAUACACUCUGGGGAGUCGCGGAUCGUAAAUUUAUCGGUUAUAUCAUUCAUAUCAUUUUAACUAUCAUCUUGAUCCCUGGAUUAUUACUAGCUCGUCAUGGAAUUCUCACUGAAAAUAAGAAAAUUAUUCAUGUAUUUCUUGUAACACAAUUUAUUAUGGGCUUGGAUUUUAUUUUAAUCUUAAUUGACAGUGCUGGCUCUUGGGUCUUUUGGAUAUUAGCAGUUUGUUUAGCUAUUAGUUUAUGUAUUUCUACACUAGUUUUAUCCAUUCAAGUAUCAAAGAAUUUUGGAAAAGGCUUAAAACCAUACAGUAAGAGAUCAAGAUAUGAUAUAACUCAAACUAAAACUCAUAUUAAAUAUAGUGUAUCGAUUAUUUAUUGAAGAAAAUGAUAAUAACUCGACUUCUUCUAAUAACAAGGAAUCAUUAUUAAAAGAGGAUGACUGGUUAAUCGAUGAAGAAUAAUUAUAUUACUACUAAUAAAUUUGAUCUAUUAAGCUUAAAGACCAUUAUUCCAUUUUUGAAUUAUUGUUGUGAUUAUA
Molecule: messenger RNA, 1326 nt
Organism: Cokeromyces recurvatus
Lineage: Eukaryota; Fungi; Mucoromycota; Mucoromycetes; Mucorales; Mucoraceae
Exons: 7
Coding region: 25-1167 (380 amino acids)
Cellular component (GO): Golgi apparatus
Source: RefSeq, a predicted model, not a curated record